CGCUAGGUGUUUGGGAGCCACUGCGGCUGCAGAGUUGAGUCGCCAGUUCUUCUGUGGUCUAUAUGUUCGCUGACCUUGUUGGGAUCGCUUGCUGAGCUCUUUGGCGAGCCAUCUCUGCUUCUGUGUUCUGAUGACUUCUGUUCGGGCUCUACAGGUGAAUGCCAGGGAGAUCUCUCUUGGGCCUCUUCCUGGGGGUUUGUUGGCUGCCAGCUUUGCUGUCUGGUCGGCUUUGGGCCUUGGUCAUGUAACCUGCUAUCUAUGUAUGAUGAGAUCUGAUAGGUCGGAUCAAAGGGAUAAUGUUAGUUCGACUAGUGGACCUCCGAUAUAUGGCCAGCGUCCACCUCCUAUAGAUAGACAAGGCACUCAAUCAAGCACUCAAGCACUCGUGUACUCUAGGCUACGUUAGAUAGAGUAUAUCAACCAUUCGUUUUAAUUGAGUCUUCUACAUAUAGGCCUUGUGCAGUCGGAUGAUCGACUCCGGUUUCCCCUGAACCUCCG
Messenger RNA from Aspergillus ruber CBS 135680, 498 nucleotides. RefSeq lists its product as uncharacterized. The transcript has a single exon. Bases 131 to 406 code for a protein of 91 amino acids. The record is from RefSeq and is a predicted model, not a curated record. NCBI's taxonomy places the organism in Eukaryota, Fungi, Ascomycota, Eurotiomycetes, Eurotiales, Aspergillaceae.